Messenger RNA from Acanthochromis polyacanthus (spiny chromis), 10686 nucleotides. It is a transcript of the gene ptprsa, whose product is annotated as protein tyrosine phosphatase receptor type Sa. Gene Ontology annotation, molecular function: protein binding; protein tyrosine phosphatase activity. Lineage: Eukaryota; Metazoa; Chordata; Actinopteri; Pomacentridae. Gene Ontology annotation, biological process: protein dephosphorylation. The record is from RefSeq and is a predicted model, not a curated record. The coding region runs from base 569 to 6382 and encodes 1937 amino acids. The transcript is spliced from 36 exons.
UCCUGUCUCCCCACCCCCAGCCCGUAUGAGGUGAGGAUUUAGGAAGAAAGGGAUCCAAACCUGGGACGCGGCGAUAACGAGAGACACCAGCAACACAGAUACACAUUUUGGAGAUCCGUGCGCGGCGGUGUCGUGCACGGAUUAUUAUAAGUUUUUAUUUUUUUAUUUUUCUUUCUCUGAGGAGAUUCUGGCUCGGAGCUUCUGAUCUUUAAGGGGGGAGAGAAACGGAAUACACGGAGAAUAAUAGGAGUAUUUUAUACCCGCUCCCUCCGUUAACAAGUGACUCUGGGCUACUCGGGGAGAAAAGGUGGAAUAUAACGUUUUUUCUUAUCGGAGAUGCGCCGUUUUUCUUGUGGAGAAAGUGACCGCUCAGGAACGGAGAAUACGGAUUUAAAAAGUGACCCCAACUAGGGGGGUAGAGAGUUUUUCUCACGCCGCCGAAAGUGCCAAGCCGUCCUGCGUGAAGACCCCAGACUUCCCAGCGCAGCCGGGGCCUCGGCUCUCCAGCCAGGUCAAAGAUUCAUCCCACCCUGCCCUCCCCUGUCCCCCCUUCCCUACCGGAGCCAAAAUGGCCACCAGUGGUGCCCUGCGCCUCUCCUUGCCACUCCUGCUGCCUGUGACCACCCUGCUGCUAUCACUGCUGCUCACCGGCUCCCACGCCUUAUCACCACCACGGUUCACAAAAGUUCCCGUCGACCAGAUUGGCGUCUCAGGGGGAGUGGUUUCCUUUGUCUGCCAGGCAACGGGUGACCCCAAGCCGAGGGUUAGUUGGAACAAGAAAGGGAAGAAGGUCAACUCCCAGCGUAUAGAGACCAUUGAGUUUGACGAGGGCGCCGGUGCCGUACUCAGAAUUCAGCCUCUCCGAGCACCACGUGACGAGAACAUCUACGAAUGCGUGGCUGAGAACACCGAGGGCGAGAUUACCGUCAAUGCCAAGCUGUCCAUCAUCCGAGAGGACCUUCUCCCGCUGGGCUUCCCUAACAUUGACAUGGGCCCUCAACUCAAAGUGGUGGAGCGCACUCGAACAGCGACCAUGCUCUGUGCCGCCAGCGGCAACCCUGACCCAGAAAUCACCUGGUACAAAGACUUCCUGCCCAUUGAUCCCAGUGCAAGUAAUGGGCGAAUCAAACAGCUACGCUCAGGUGCCUUGCAGAUCGAGAACAGUGAGGAGACAGACCAGGGGAAGUACGAGUGCGUCGCGUCUAAUGUGGAAGGCGUGCGCUACUCGUCCCCUGCUAACCUUUAUGUGCGAGAGCUUCGAGAAGUCCGGCGGGUCCCUCCUCGCUUCUCCAUUCCACCAACAAGUCAGGAAAUUAUGCCCGGUGGCAGUGUGAACAUUACGUGUGUGGCAGUGGGGUCGCCUAUGCCUUAUGUCAAGUGGAUGCUCAACUCAGAGGACUUAACACCCGAGGAUGAGAUGCCAGUGGGCAGGAACGUUCUCGAACUGAGCAGCGUCCGUGAGUCAGCCAACUACACCUGCGUGGCCAUGAGCAGCCUUGGCAUCAUUGAAGCUGUGGCACAGAUCACUGUCAAAUCUCUCCCCAAGCCUCCAGGUACCCCUGUGGUCACUGAAACCACUGCCACCAGUGUGACCAUCACCUGGGACUCAGGAAACCCAGAUCCGGUGACAUACUACAUCAUUCAGUAUAGGGCCAAGUCCCCAGACAGCAAGUAUGAGACGGUAGAUGAUAUCACCACUACACGUUACAGCAUUGGUGGCCUCUACCCCAACACAGAGUACGAAAUCCGUGUCUCAGCCGUCAACACAAUUGGCCAGGGUCCUCCCAGUGAGCCGGUAGAAACUCGAACUGGUGAACAAGCUCCCGCCAGUCCACCAAGAAACAUUAAGGCCCAGAUUCUUCCCCAGAACACCAUGAUGGUGCAGUGGGAAGAGCCAGAGGAGCCCAAUGGGCAGAUCAAGGGCUACCGUGUUUAUUAUACCAUGGAUGACUCCCAGCCCAUGAGCCUCUGGCAGAUCCAUAAUGUCCAGGACAGCAUCAUCACCACCAUCCAGAGCCUAGUUCCUCAAGAGACUUACACAAUCAAAGUGUUAGCAUUCACCUCUGUAGGUGAUGGACCUUUUUCAGAGCCCAUCCAUGUCAAAGUACUCCAAGGAGUUCCAGGUCAGCCAUCCAAAUUCCAGGUUGGUACUGUGUCUGAUACCAGCAUUGAACUGACCUGGGAACCUGCCUACGAUAAGGAAGGAAUUAUAAACUACGAACUUCGCUACAAGGAAGGCAAUUUUGGCACACAGAUGAAGAAAAUGUUUGGACCUACAACUUCCUAUGUUUUGGAAGGUCUUCGCCCCAACACAGACUACCGAUUCUCCCUGGCAGCCAUCUCUAACAAAGGCAUUGGAGCCUUCACAAAUGACAUUUCGCACAAGACCUUGCAAGCCAAGCCCUCAGCUCCCCCUCAAGACAUUAAGUGCAGCAGCACCAGCUCCACCACCCUGUUGGUAAGUUGGCGCCCCCCGCCUUUGAAGAGUCAGAAUGGUGCCCUGGCGGGGUAUAGGGUGCGCUACCAGGUGGUGGGCCCGUCAGACGGGGCCGGUGACGAUGAGGAGGCCAUGGAGGAGCCUGCAACUGAAGAGCAGGUGCUGCUGCAGCGACUGGAGAAGUGGACCCAGUACCGCGUCACUGUGUCCGCCUCCACUGUGAACGGUUCAGGCCCUGAGAGCGAGCCCCUGACCUGUCGGACAGAUGAAGACGUGCCUGGGGCUCCUCCAAGGCGUGUGGAGGUGGAGGUCCUCAACUCCACAGCUCUUAAGGUGAUGUGGCGUUCCCUGACGCCAGGCAAGCAGCACGGUCAGAUCCGUGGCUACCAGGUCCACUAUGUACGUGUGGAAAACGGCGAGUCACGGGGCCUGCCCCUCAUCAAGGACGUGAUGCUGGCUGAUGCCCAGUGGGAAACGGACGAUACAGCUGAAUAUGAAAUGGUCAUUGGAGGACUCAAACCAGACACCACUUACUCCAUCACGGUGGCAGCAUACACCACCAAGGGGGAUGGAGCUCGGAGCAAACCCAAGCUGGUGGUGACCAAAGGGGCAGUGCCUGGUCCGCCCUAUCUGUCUGUGGCGCAGGACUCUGAGACAUCUGCUAUGGUUCACUGGGAUCCUCCAGACCUGACUAAUGGCAUGGACUUGCAGGGUUACCGACUCCAGUUUGGCCGAAAAGACGUCUCUCCUUUGGCCACACUGGAGUUUGCUCCCCAAGAACGGGAGCACUCUGUGGACAACAUUCAUCAAGGCGCCACUUAUCUCUUUAAGAUCUCAGCAAAGAGCAGAGGGGGCUUUGGGGAAGAAGCUGUGGUGGACCUCACUGUGCCUGAGAAUUCGCCAGGGGGAUACCCUCAAAUUAACGAGGGCUCCAAUGUGACAUGCUGCUCGGUCCAGCUGUCCUGGAAGCCACCAGUGCUGGCAGAGAGGAACGGAGUGAUUACAGAGUAUACUUUGGCCUAUAAAGAAGCCGGCACUGGAGAUGUACCACGUGAACUUCGCUUGCCCCCCAGCCAGUCCAGCUAUGUUCUCAACAGCCUCAAACCGAACUCAGCAUAUGACGUGAAAAUACGUGCACACACCAGUAUAGGUCCAGGGCCCUACAGCCCGCCUUUCCAGUAUCGGACGGUGGCCUUUGAUCCAGCAGAUGUUCCAAAGAAUUUCACUGUCAAGUGGGCCACCAAGACUACAGUGGUUCUUGCAUGGAAGUUUUCUGAAAGCAGGUCUCCAUACAAGUGCACGGUUGAGUACAACCGCCAGAAGAUGGAUGUGGACGCCAGGCAGAUGAGGGUGCUCGUCACUGGGCUCAGGCACAACACCACCUAUGAGUUCAGAGUGACCUGCCAAGAGAGCAUGGAUGGUGGGCCAAGACAUCGUGUGGUGGCCAGAACUGCACCACUCAUACUGGUCAAGAAACCCAAGCUGGACAUCUAUGCUGAGCCAGACAACAUUUUCACCAUGUCUUUCCCACAAGUCGAUAGCAAAGAUGUCAAGAACUUCUAUGUGGUAGUGGUGCCACUUAAGAAGACGUCAGGAACAGUUAAAAACCUGAAGAACCCUGAUGAAAUGGACAUGGAAGAGUUGUUGCGGGAGGUGACCCCAAAGCGCCGUUCGCGGCGUCAGCUGGCUCAGCUGGACCAGAGCAAGCCCUACAUCAUAGCCUGCUUCAAGCGUCUGCCCUCCAGCUUCACGGUGGGGUCAGACCACAGCCACAGCAUCUGCGAGAACAAGCCUCUCGAACCUGACCAGGAGUACGUCUUCUUCCUGCUGGCGGAGCUCAAUGCCACCGCUGGGAAAAUGUUUGCAACCAGCCCCUAUACCGACACAGUGGUGACCAAAGAGCAAAAGGUGGACCCUCUGCCAGUGGAGCCCGGGGAUGGACUCAUAUGGGUGGUGGGCCCUGUCCUGGCUGUGGUCUUCAUCAUCUGCAUCGUGAUUGCCAUUCUCCUGUAUAAAAACAAACCUGACAGUCGCAAGAGAAAAGAGUCUGAGCCACGCACCAAAUGUCUCCUGAACAAUGCAGACAUCGCACCCCAUCACCCUACAGACCCUGUGGAGAUGAGACGCAUCAACUUCCAAACUCCAGAUUCUGGUCUAAGCAGUCCUCAGAGCGAAGCUGAUUUUGACUAUGAAAGUAUGAUGAAUCAUCCUCCCAUUCCGAUCUCAGAGCUGGCUGAACACACAGAACUUCUCAAGGCCAAUGACAACCUCAAACUCUCCCAGGAAUACGAGUCUAUUGAUCCAGGUCAGCAGUUCACUUGGGAACACUCCAACUUGGAGGUGAACAAGCCCAAAAAUCGUUACGCCAACGUCAUUGCCUAUGACCACUCCCGUGUCAUCCUGGCUCCCAUCGAGGGUAUAACAGGUAGCGACUACAUCAAUGCUAACUACAUUGACGGCUACAGGAAGCAGAAUGCCUACAUCGCCACCCAGGGUCCCUUACCAGAGACAUUUGGGGACUUCUGGAGGAUGGUGUGGGAGCAAAGAGCAGCCACUGUUGUCAUGAUGACCAGGCUGGAAGAAAAGUCACGGAUUAAGUGUGACCAGUACUGGCCCAGUCGUGGCACAGAAACCUACGGAAUGACCCAAGUGACCCUGUUGGACACCAUUGAAUUGGCCACUUUCUGUGUUCGCACUUUUUCCUUGCACAAGAAUGGUUCGAGUGAGAAGCGGGAGGUUCGUCAGUUCCAGUUCACGGCGUGGCCUGACCACGGUGUACCAGAGUACCCCACCCCUUUCCUGGCCUUCCUCCGCAGGGUGAAGACGUGUAACCCGCCUGAUGCUGGACCCAUCAUUGCUCACUGCAGCGCGGGUGUGGGCAGGACAGGCUGCUUUAUUGUCAUCGACGCCAUGCUUGAGCGUAUCAAGCACGAGAAGACGGUCGAUAUUUACGGCCACGUGACACUGAUGCGCUCCCAGCGGAACUACAUGGUGCAGACGGAGGACCAGUACAGCUUCAUUCACGAUGCACUCCUCGAGGCGGUGGCCUGUGGAAACACUGAGGUGGCUGCGAGGAGCCUGUAUUCCUACAUCCAGAAGCUGGCGCAGGUGGAGAGCGGCGAGCAUGUCACCGGCAUGGAGCUAGAGUUUAAGCGUUUGGCCAAUUCCAAAGCCCACACGUCGCGCUUCAUCAGUGCCAACCUUCCCUGCAACAAGUUCAAAAAUCGGCUGGUCAAUAUCAUGCCCUACGAGACCACGCGCGUCUGCCUGCAGCCAAUCAGAGGCCUGGAAGGAUCUGACUACAUCAAUGCCAGCUUCAUUGAUGGAUACAGGCAACAGAAGGCCUACAUCGCCACACAGGGCCCUCUGGCAGAGACUACAGAAGACUUCUGGAGAAUGCUCUGGGAGAACAACUCAACUAUUGUAGUCAUGUUGACCAAACUUAGAGAAAUGGGACGGGAAAAGUGCCACCAAUAUUGGCCAGCAGAGCGCUCCGCCAGGUAUCAGUACUUUGUGGUGGAUCCCAUGGCAGAGUAUAACAUGCCUCAGUACAUCCUCCGAGAGUUCAAGGUCACGGAUGCCAGGGACGGUCAGUCUAGGACAGUAAGGCAGUUCCAGUUUACUGAUUGGCCGGAGCAAGGCGUGCCCAAAUCUGGGGAGGGGUUCAUUGAUUUCAUUGGCCAGGUCCAUAAAACCAAGGAGCAGUUUGGACAGGAUGGACCAAUCUCUGUCCACUGCAGUGCUGGUGUGGGCAGGACCGGAGUCUUCAUCACCCUCAGCAUCGUUCUGGAAAGAAUGCGUUACGAAGGUGUGGUUGAUAUCUUCCAGACAGUGAAGAUGUUGCGGACGCAGAGGCCAGCAAUGGUCCAGACUGAGGAUGAGUACCAAUUCUGCUACCACGCAGCUCUGGAGUACUUAGGAAGCUUUGAUCACUAUGCAACGUAAAAAGCCAUCUCUUCCCCCCAGAAUCCUGUUGCCCCCCCCUCCACCUCAACAGUCUCCUGAGCCAUAGAAACUUUGAAAUUUGAAACGACGACAGCAGACGACCAUAUCACCACUGCUAAUUCAGACACACCGAACAGGAUCUUGUAGAUUUUUUUCAAAGACAGCGCCCAAACCAACCAGUUUAGAGAAGAAAAAAAAAUCCAAUUGGUCACGAGGAAUAGAAGAAAAUUGCCCAUCAUUUCCAGAAGAAGAAAAUCCUCAGCAGGGGAGGAACCAGAAGCUGUGGCUCAAGCUGUGGGGCGGGUAUCGAUCAAAGUGUCAGACUGCUUACCUUACCUCAAGUGUUUCAAUGUGUGGAGGACAUUGUAAACAUUCGUGGACAUUUCUCAAAAACAUCUUCGUGAUACAACAGUGACAAGCAACAGAUAAUGAAGGAAAAAGGAAAUCAAAAAUCAACGAGAAGCAGAUGGAUGUAGCCAAGAUUGGGUGAUAUUCUUGUUUUUUGGUAUGCCUGGGUGUAAAAAGGGUUCAAAUUAUUUCUAUCGACACCUUUUGUGAGUGAUAUCCAGAGAAAUGUCCAAAUUGUGGUUGCCUGUGUACACACAAAUGUCUUUUUUCCCCCCAAAGUCUGGUCAUUCAAACAAGACAAGACAAAAAGAAAAAAAAAAAGAGACAAAAUGGCACGAAAAUAUUCACAUUUGGCAUCAAGUGAAUCUUUUUACACUGUUCCACUAGUAAUAUGCAUAAUUUGUGUGGAAAAAACGCUCAAUUACGAAAGUGUGCAUCACAUAGCUGCCUGUUCUCGAGCGCUAAGAGCUUAGAGAAGGCAUUUCCAGUGGUCGUCCGGAAGAAAGCAGCAACGCAUAUCUUAGAAUUGGUUGAUUUUAUGAAUUGUGAACUUUAUGUAAAAUCCUAAGCCAGGUAACCACAGUGAAGAACCACAGUGUAUUUACAGCGAAAAGUGCCCCAGGACACUCGACGUCGCAGUCACCAGAUAAAUCAAAGGGGGGAAGGAACGUCGCCUGUUGCAAGAAGCUUCAGCUGGGACGUCUUGCGGAUGGCGAAAUUGCGAGAAAUGGCAGCCGCGUCCCGUGAUAUUUUACAAUCACUCCUCUCUUUGGAACCAUUGCACCAUGGGGCUGCGGUAUUAACAUCCACCGUUCUGAACAAGAGAUGAAUCUGGUGGGCGAGAAGCUUUGGAACAAGUGAAACAACCAAACAAGGAGGGCCUCAGUGGUGGGGCUUUCUUUGUGUACAGUGACCAACGCUCAUCAUCAUCGUUUGGAACUUUUUUGUCUUAUAAGGAAUUAUCUUUUUUUUUUCUGUCAAAAAAACCAAACAUGCUGCUUAUCUCAUGUAUGCUGUACGUGUGACUCUUGAGGGAGAGGAAACUGAUGAAUUAAAGACGCCAGCUCUGCUCACUCUUCGCGCCCCGGCUGGGCAUGACUGAAAGCGCAUCCACAUGACGACAUCGUCCACCGCUCCUGUUUCUUUUCUGUUUUUCUUUCUUUCCAUCCCUCCUCUGUAAUCAUCUAUAUCAUUGUAUAAGACUCAAGAGUGGCAAAGGCCUGUUGCAAUUACGGAUCUGUACAUUAACGUGGUUGAAAAAUUGGCCUUUUAGUUCCACUGUAUGUGUGUUUGGUAACAGGUGGAUAAACCAAGUAGACGCUUUGGUAUUUGCCCUCCGUUUUCUAGAUGAUGUCUCCGUGGGUGAUACAGCCAGACCAAGCAGCCAUGUUGGAUCUCGAUGCCAUGACGUGUUGAAGGAAUCCUUCAGUGCAAGUGAGUUACUUGCACAUCCCCAAGACAAAACAUAAAGAUAAACUUGAAACAGAUACCCCUAAAAGAACUGCAGGUUGACGCACUAAUGUAUUCGUGUCUAAUCAAGAGGAAAAGGAGAAAAAAAUGAAGCUUUUGAAAUCACCCGGUUUUCAUUUGGAGAUCAGCGCUUUGGUACAAGACGAGCGUUUGCGGCUUCUGCGAACGGGUUUCCGGUGGGUGUGCACAAAAACCAGAGCGAUGGACAGAACUGUGUGUAAUCUUUUCUUAUUUCCAAAAAAGCCUUAUUGUUAUUGUAACAUUAUGAAAAACAUUAAUGUUGUAUUAUGACGACUUAUUUUACAUUACAUAGUUGACUUUUUAUUUUGUUUUUGGUUUAGUUUUUUAACAGAGAUGUUGUAUCACAUUUUUUAAAAUUAGCAGGAAAAGAGAAAUGCUUAUCUGUUCAUAUUAUGUUAAAAGACAUUCUAUUUUUUCACUGUAGAAAUGUUAAGUAUAACAUGUCUGUGUGGAUGUGUGCAUAUAUGUGUAUAUAUAUACCUAUAUAUAAAUAUAUACUGCACACUCACACAUGCAUAUAUAUUUAAAUGCAGAAUAUGAAGAUAUAUCCAAACACUUAGUAUGAAUUAAAAUUUUCUCCUCACCAUCAUUUUUUGCUUUUUUUUUUCAUAUUUGAAAACAUGAUGGGUUUUCAUUAUUUUCUUUUUUGUUUGUGUGUUUUUUUUUUAAAUAUAUAUAUAUAAUCUUAGAGACCUUUUGUGUUUCUUAAGGAAAGCUGAGAGGAUGUGAGGUCCUCUGCCUCCACUCACCAAUGUUGAAAUUCUAACCCGGGGUAGAACCUGUACUGACGAGGAGAUACCAUUUUUAAACCUUGUUGAGAUUUACUUUAUUACCAUUAACUUGUAAGCAUUAGUAUUCUUUUUUUUGAACUGUCGAUGAACUGAUCUACAAAAUAUCAAUCAGAAAUGUCAUAAAUUACCCUUUUUGUUAUCUAUAUCAGACCAACUCGAUGUACUGUAUCUUGUAUGAUCAUGUACAGACUAUGACCCUCGCAAUUUUUAAGAAAAUCCUCUAACUUCUUUCUUUUUUUUUUUACUUUUGUUAUUUUCAGACAUAAUGUGGCCAUUCAUUUUCUUAGAUAUUCACUAUGGUCAAGAGUAUACCUGUAAAUAAACAAAUAUAUAGAUUAUAUGUAUUUGUAUCAUUUGACCCUCGAGAUCUCAUACUUCAAAUGGGGACAGAAAUACUCAGAUCAAGGUUCUGCUCAUAUCCAACUUCUUGGUGUUUGUGUAGCCUGUUUUCUGAAACCUUCUUUCUCCAGCCCUGCUCCCUGGUCUUUAAUUACCACUCACUUUUUUCUACCUUUAAUUUCCCCUGCUAGCAGUUAAACUGGGAAACAUGCCAGCCUCUGUUCUCACACCUAUAGCCUCAAUGAGGGCACCAAAUCAGCACCAGUGAUCUGCUGGUAUAAUUUAGCUGUGGCUGGGAGGUUAGUCAUCUCCACCAACUAACUAUUUGAAUUGCUAAUCAAUCAACAGUUCAAGGAUCUGUUACAUUCUCAUUCUAGGUGUGGACAGACACAGGAGGGUUUUAAAAUUGGUUGUGUUAGACCUCCAAAGUCAAAGAAGAAAAAUACAAUUACAAAGGUGUGUAAUCUUAAUGUCUCUGCUACUGAGAGAGUCGGAGGUGUUCUUUAUUCCAUGAUAGCUUCCCACAAAACCCUAGAAGAUCUCCAGCUGUCCAACUACCUAAAAUGCCAAGGUGUUAAUCCAUACAUGCACCAUUAGCUGAUGGAUGAAUCCAGCUAUAUGCUAAAGGCCAUAUAUGGUUCAGUUGCAACAUGACAUGUUGAUUUAUUUUCUCCCUAGUGCAUUCUUAAGCCUUGUAUAGAACCAUACUCUGUGUUUUUGUUCGACCAUGUUUCAUUGUGGGAUGCAGAAAGAAAUUAGGACUCAAUGAAACCUAACAGCGCGAUGCAACCAAGGAAAGACCAAGACAACCAAAAACUUGCUGCAAAUUCACAUUUCCAGCACGUCAUUUCUGACCAGCGGGAACCUUGAGAUGUUUCACAAUGAACUACAAAUCCCGAAGUUACGGACUUUGGAAUUGAAAAAGACUGGGGGGAAAAGGGCCCAUACCAAUACUGAAUCCGUGGAAGUCUUUCGAAGCUUGUGCAAUGUGUUACUCUUUUGACUUCAUGUAAAGAUGCUAGACUUUUGAAAAACAGCCGCCAAAUUUACCUGGAAUAUGUCAUUGAAUAUUUGGGGGAAGGGAGUGGGAGGAGGGUGGACUAACAAAAAGAACAACACUAACAAAAAAUGACAUCAAAAAGAAUAGAACAUAUACAGUACAUACCGACAAAAAUGAAAAAGAACCCUAACUCAGCAAAAUAGUUUUUCCUUUGUAUGACGGCCGAGUGCUAUCACUUUCAAACUGUUACUUCUAACUGAAACAAUAAUUGGUUUAAAGCCACUGUGUAUGUAGAUAUGUUGACUUUGUAUUAAAGAAAUGUUGUCUGAAAACCA